Molecule: messenger RNA, 2263 nt
Organism: Ochlerotatus camptorhynchus
Lineage: Eukaryota; Metazoa; Arthropoda; Insecta; Diptera; Culicidae
Gene: crc
Product: bZIP transcription factor crc
Exons: 3
Coding region: 22-1245 (407 amino acids)
Biological process (GO): regulation of transcription by RNA polymerase II
Cellular component (GO): nucleus
Molecular function (GO): DNA-binding transcription activator activity, RNA polymerase II-specific; RNA polymerase II transcription regulatory region sequence-specific DNA binding
Source: RefSeq, a predicted model, not a curated record
CUGAACAUCUAACAACAUCCGAUGGAGUCCUUUCAAUUUCUGGACAUGGACUGGGAGGGCAAGAUGGAGCCUACGUCUCCCUCCUCCCAGCACUCCUCCUAUGCUGAGGAGUACAAUCUCGAAGACUACGAUUUCUGCAAUGAAGGCCUUUUCAAUAAUGCUCUCUUCGAUAUCGUCGUUGAAACCAAACCGGUCAUAAAAUCGGACCUCUUGAAAGACACUCCCAUAGUUAUCGCAUUACCUCCGGUGGCAAAAGUCGAGAAAGAUCAAUGGCUUGGUGAGAAGUUAAAAGUACCCCAACUGUCCGUCGCCUCCGGUGGUUAUGCACUACCACUGGCGUCGUCGGCGGCCCUCGUGGGUAUCGUUCCCGAAAUCGGACCCUUCCCCCACCAGCGACAACCGGAGAAGGUGCAGAACACGGAGGAGCUGCUGAUGGAAUUCGACUACGUGUAUGGAAAUGUCGAGUUGACUCAUCUGACACCGCCUCAAACACCACCCCAAGAGGCCCAGUGCGGUUCAACCGAGCAGCCAACGUAUCUUACGCUGCCUUUACAGCCUCUGGCAUCGGUACCGGCUGUCAACGGAGGAUUCUAUGGUUACGCAAGUUCAGUGAACGGUGCAAUCCUGCUGAAUCAGAUACCGACCGUUGUGGAGCAGCAUCCGGCUUCUGCCGAACCCCUUCAACAGGUUCCCGGAGAAUACCAACUAGCCGAUAGUUUUGGCUUCCAGCCGGUGGAUGAGGUGGAGAACAUUGCCCGUAACUUGGAGUUGGUGGAAGAAAUCGUUCGCUCCCGGUCGAAAGAUCUCCCGGACUGCAACGAUGAAGAUUCAUGCUCAUUUUCCGAGGCCGGUUCCGUAUCCAGCUCGUCCCCAAUGAGCGAUACCAGCUCGUCCUAUUGUGGGUCGGCGUACUCACGUGACCAGGAUGACGAGUGGAGUCCGGCGAGCAGCACCAAGAAGAAUUCAACCAGCAAAGUGUCCGGCGGUGGCGUCUCAAAGAAGCGCACUCGUCCCUACGGUCGCGGUGUUGAGGACAAGAAAUCCCGCAAGAAGGAGCAAAACAAGAACGCCGCUACUCGUUACCGCCAGAAGAAGAAGGCCGAAAUCGAAGAGAUCCUUAUUGUGGAAAGUCAGCUGAAGGAGAAGAAUGAUGGAUUGAAAAGCAAAUCUGCCGACAUUGGGCGCGAGAUUCGAUAUCUUAAGAGCCUGAUGCGCGAGGUUUGCAAAGCGAAAGGCUUGCUUUAAAGAACGAAAGCUUCGAGAUACUUAUUGUACCUUAAUUUUUUUUUCUUCUAUUUCUUUUAUAUCAACGUACAUUAUUAAACAAAAUUCGAUGCAUAGUUUGUACCACCCUAUUCGGUAAGAUUUGCUUUUACCCGCGGAUUCCUCAUUCUAUACUUCUACGGUUGACCGUAUCGUGUCGUAUAGGAAUCUUACUAGUUUAUAGUCGUUAUUAACACAGACGAGUUUAGUGUGUAAGCUAUAAAAAAAUGACGAUACAUUGCGAACGAGUUCAAAACAAAACAUUGCAGAAAUCUGUAGUCAUUCGUGGAUUAAUUCGAUCGCAUAUAUUCGCGAAGAAUUUUUGAAUUGAUGAUGUAACAACCCCAGAGGGAAGAGGAGCCGUUCAGUAAACAACCCGUGGCUUGCCACCUCGCGAGAGAUCCGUCCCGCAAUCGUGACGCGCAGUGUAUGACGUCCGCUUGGCGUGACCGAAGAUCUGCUGCCGUGUCGGAUUGCGGCGGGGCUCUCGGGCAAGGCUGUGUUGAUUGAUAAGGACAAACAGACUUCUUAUAUUAACUAUUGCGCUUCAUUGAUGGGAGACAAAUAUUGUCAUCUUUUAGAAAAACCAAAUCUUCUUAAUUCCUGAACAAUUUGUAAAUUUUGCAACAGCUCAAGAUCUAGUGUGAUCUCCCAAAGCCCUAAAUUAGAACUUCUUCUUGAGUCUUCGCCACGAUUAACAAUGUCACUUAUCCAGCACAGUGAGUCGUUUUUCGAUUCUGUCGGGAACGUUUGGCGGCAUGAUUUAUAAUAACAUCUUUUAACUAUUAAUAAGAUCAUUCGUAUUUACAAGAAAAUCAAGAAUUUGGGAAAUAUUACAUCGAAUAACAGAAAUGGAUAAAUGAAACCUGAGAAAUGUUUCAAAAGUGCAACUGGAGACGUCAAAAUGAACACAUCGCUGCGCGAAGUGACGCCGUUUGAACGUUUCUUAACCUGGAUCUAUUGAUGUUUUUGUGUGUAAUAUAAGAUGGGUUAAGAAGAA